CCACGACGCCAUUUCCUACUACGACUUCCAUCAUGCUCCGCGCCGCUCCGGGGGCGGUGACCCCUCUUGGCCCACGUCCUGUCUGUGACGCACUUCCUGUCAGUGACGCACUUCUGCUCUACUGGGCGCGCGGUGGACGGUCUGAAACGGAGUGCUUGGAUUUCGCUAGGGCCUGGCGGCUCCAGAGCCCAGUAUGGCUUCCUCGCGAGCCUCCUCCACGGCAACCAAAACUAAAGCACCCGAUGACUUAGUUGCUCCGGUCGUGAAGAAACCACACAUCUAUUAUGGAAGUUUGGAAGAGAAGGAGAGGGAGCGUCUGGCCAAAGGAGAGUCUGGGAUUUUGGGGAAAGAAGGACUUAAAGCAGGGAUCGAAGCUGGAAAUAUUAAUAUAACCUCUGGAGAAGUGUUUGAAAUUGAAGAGCAUAUCAGCGAGCGACAGGCAGAAGUAUUGGCUGAGUUUGAGAGAAGGAAGCGAGCCCGGCAGAUCAAUGUUUCCACAGAUGACUCAGAGGUCAAAGCUUGCCUUAGAGCCUUGGGGGAACCCAUCACACUUUUUGGAGAGGGUCCUGCUGAAAGAAGAGAAAGGUUAAGAAACAUCCUCUCAGUCGUCGGUACUGAUGCCUUGAAAAAGACCAAAAAAGAUGAUGAGAAGUCUAAGAAGUCCAAAGAAGAGUAUCAGCAAACCUGGUAUCAUGAAGGACCAAAUAGCUUGAAGGUGGCAAGACUAUGGAUUGCUAAUUAUUCGUUGCCCAGGGCAAUGAAACGCUUGGAAGAGGCCCGACUCCAUAAGGAGAUUCCUGAGACAACAAGGACCUCCCAGAUGCAAGAGCUGCACAAGUCUCUCCGGUCUUUGAAUAAUUUUUGCAGUCAGAUUGGGGAUGAUCGGCCUAUCUCCUACUGUCACUUUAGUCCCAAUUCCAAGAUGCUGGCCACAGCUUGUUGGAGUGGGCUUUGCAAGCUCUGGUCUGUUCCUGAUUGCAACCUCCUUCACACUCUUCGAGGGCAUAACACAAAUGUAGGAGCAAUUGUAUUCCAUCCCAAAUCUACUGUCUCCUUGGACCAAAAAGAUGUCAACCUGGCCUCUUGUGCGGCUGAUGGCUCUGUGAAGCUUUGGAGUCUGGACAGUGAUGAACCAGUGGCAGAUAUUGAAGGCCAUACAGUGCGUGUGGCCCGGGUAAUGUGGCAUCCAUCAGGACGUUUCCUGGGCACCACCUGCUAUGACCGUUCAUGGCGCUUAUGGGAUUUGGAGGCUCAAGAAGAGAUCCUGCAUCAGGAAGGCCACAGCAUGGGUGUGUAUGACAUUGCCUUCCAUCAAGAUGGCUCUUUGGCUGGCACUGGGGGACUGGAUGCAUUUGGUCGAGUUUGGGACCUACGCACAGGACGUUGUAUCAUGUUCUUAGAAGGCCACCUGAAAGAAAUCUAUGGAAUAAAUUUCUCCCCCAAUGGCUAUCACAUUGCAACCGGCAGUGGUGACAACACCUGCAAAGUGUGGGACCUUCGACAGCGGCGUUGCGUCUACACCAUCCCUGCUCAUCAGAACUUAGUGACUGGCGUCAAGUUUGAGCCUAUCCAUGGGAACUUCUUGCUUACUGGUGCCUAUGAUAACACAGCCAAGAUCUGGACGCACCCAGGCUGGUCCCCGCUGAAGACUCUGGCUGGCCAUGAAGGCAAAGUGAUGGGCCUAGAUAUUUCUUCCGAUGGGCAGCUCAUAGCCACUUGCUCAUAUGACAGGACCUUCAAGCUCUGGAUGGCUGAAUAGAUGACAAUGGAAAAAGGACUUGAACCUCAAGCUCUCUCUAAGGAGCCGUUUUCCGCAAAAGAGAAGAAUUGAAGUGUUUAGUUCUAUCAUGUUUUCUGCAAUUACGAUGCGUAGACCCUCAGUAGAAUUGGACUUCAUGUCAGCCCCCACUCCAGGCAGGCAGCCCAAUCCCUAGGUGAUGGUGAGCCCCUCUCAUGGUUGAAAAUUUAUUACUUUUUUACGCCCUGCCACGAACUGUGUAGACAUUGUUUUUAUUAAUCUUUUGUUUGGCCAGGCAUGGUGGCUCACGCCUGUAAUCCUAGCACUUUGGGAGGCCGAGGUGGGUAGAUCGCUUGAGCUCAGGAGUUCAAGACUAGCCUGGGCAACAUGGCAAAUGCUGUCUCUACAAAAAAAUACUAAAAUUAGCUGGUCGCAGUGGCUUGUGCCUGUGAUUCCGGCUACUUGGGAGGCUGCGGUGGGAGGGAUGCUUAAGCCUGGGAGGCGGAGGUUGCAGUGAGCCGAGAUUGCACCAUUGCACUCUAGCCUGUGUGACAGAGCAAGACCCUGUCUCAAAAAAAAAAAAAAAAAUUUGUUCGAAUGCCUUAUAGCCUUCCUCGCAGCACCCAGGAUUGUGACUGACUCUGCAUUUUUAAUUCUUGAAACUUGGCUUUCCAUAACAUGGUACAUGCUUCAGGACUACAUGUGACCCAGAGAGCAAGGUGGCUGAACUAUAGUCUGGAAGCCCUCAGGUAAAGAGGCACAUCUCACCACUCAUUGGUUAAACAGUGCAUCAUAGGGAGCACUUUUCCUUUCCCUGGAGAAUGGGAUAUGAAGCAGUAGACCGCAGCCACGCCGAUGGUCAUGCAGUGAAGAAGAUUUCACCUCUUCCUGUUGAGUUUGCUUGGAAUGCUGACUGCAUCAGGCAACUCUGAACUGAACAUUUGCUUUGUCAGAAAAUAUCUUUUAUUUUACUUUGAAAUUUGGCAACGUUCAUGUUACCCCAAAGCAAAACCAUUGUGUCAGGAGUCAAACAAAUGUUUAGAAAGCAAACAUGUCUCUAUUGUACAACCUCCUUUCUGUUGGCUAUUUAAAGGAUGUACUUCGUGUAUUAAAGGGUACUUUAACGAAAAAAACCCUAAUGGGUAUUCCUAAACCUAAACCUUUUCUUUAUUCCACAUUUGCUACGGUAAAAUCCUGUUACAAAACUACCCUGUAAAGAAUUAUUUUCUAUAGUUAAGCAUUUUUUGAAUC
Nomascus leucogenys (northern white-cheeked gibbon) is the source of this 2989-nucleotide messenger RNA. RefSeq names its product pre-mRNA splicing tri-snRNP complex factor PRPF4 (gene PRPF4). Gene Ontology annotation, biological process: mRNA splicing, via spliceosome. Lineage: Eukaryota; Metazoa; Chordata; Mammalia; Primates; Hylobatidae. Gene Ontology annotation, molecular function: U6 snRNA binding; protein binding; U4 snRNA binding. Gene Ontology annotation, cellular component: U4/U6 x U5 tri-snRNP complex. The record is from RefSeq and is a predicted model, not a curated record.